ACUAAUUUGUGUAAUAACAAUUAAGAAAUCCCUACCAACCUAUAUCUUCAAAUUUUACUGUCCAAUAACCUAAAUUAUGAGUAAUCUCGCCGAAGAACUUAGAGAAACCUUUGGCAAUGACAAUUUAUAUGAAAUAUUAAAUGUCAACGAUAAAGUAUCUGAAUCGAAUCUAAAGAAAGCAUAUCAUAAGGCGUCGUUGAAGUAUCAUCCUGAUCGGGUUGACGAAGAAAGAAAAGCCGAGGCUACAAAAAGAUUUCAGUAUCUCGGAAAAGUUUAUUCCAUUCUGUCUGACAAAGAGAAGAGAAAAAUUUACGACGAAACAGGUGAGAUUGAUGGAGAAGAUAUUAUUAUUGAUGAGAAUCGCGAUUGGGAAAAUUAUUGGAGAUUAAUAUUUAAACCCUUAACAAAGGAAGAUAUAAUUGCUUUUGAGAAAGAGUAUAAAGGAUCGGAAGAAGAAAAAACCGACAUUAAAAAGGCUUAUAUAGAACAUAAAGGGAAUAUGGACGAAAUAAUGAAUUCUGUUAUGUGUUCAACUAUCGAUGAUGAAGAUAGAUAUCGUAAAAUAAUAGAUGAUCUCAUUAAAACAAAAGAAGUUAAGGCCUUUAAGUCAUACACAAAUGAAUCAAAAAAGAAGAAAGAAAAUCGUAAAAGAAAAGCUGAAGAAGAAGCAGCCGAGGCUGAAGAGGAAUUAAGGAAAAUUAGAAAAGGAAAAGAUGACGAUUUAAGUUCAUUAAUUUUAGCUAGAAACGCUCAAAGAGGAAAUAUGGCCGAUGAUUUUUUUAAGAAUCUUGAAGCAAAGUAUGGCGGUAACCAGAAAAAAGGAAAGAAGAACGGUAAAGUAAAAAAAAAGUAA
Dimorphilus gyrociliatus is the source of this 853-nucleotide messenger RNA. NCBI's taxonomy places the organism in Eukaryota, Metazoa, Annelida, Polychaeta, Dinophilidae. The record is from the annotation of a GenBank genome assembly.